GCCCUCGGUGGCGGCGGAGGGGCGGGGCCUGUUCAGCCCGGGCGGCGGGCGGGCUCGGGGCUCGGGGCUCCGGCGGUUCCGCUGGCCCGCCCGGCCCACGUCCCCCAUGCCGUCGACCGUGGCCGUCGUGGGGGGCGGCAUCAGCGGCCUGGCCGCCUGCUACUACCUGUCCCGCGUCCCCCGCCCGCCCAAGGUGCUGCUGCUGGAGGCCGGCGCCCGCCUCGGGGGGUGGCUGCAGAGCACCCGCACCGCUGAUGGGGCCGUGUUCGAGCAGGGGCCCAGGGGCGUCCGCCCCGGGGGGGCGGUGGGCACCAGCACCCUGCACAUGGUCUCCGAGCUCGGCCUGGAGGGCGACGUCCUGCCCGUCCCUGGGGACCACCCGGCCUCCAGGAACCGCUUCCUCUACACGGGUGGGGCCCUGCACAAGCUGCCCUCGGGCCUGGGGGGCCUGCUGUGGCCAACGCCCCCCUUCUCGCGGGCGCUGCUGUGGAGCGGGGUGCGGGACCUGCUGGCACCGGCCGGGACAGAGCCCGAUGAGAGCGUGCACGCCUUCGUUCAUCGCCGUUUCGGCCGUGAGUCCCCGCAGGUGGCUGACAUCGCCGUGGACAGCCUGUGCCGGGGGGUGUUCGCUGGGGACUGCCGAGCGCUGAGCAUCCGCUCCUGCUUCCCCACGCUCUUCGAGGCCGAGCGGCGCCGGCGAUCCGUCCUGCUGGGGCUGGCGCUGGGCUCUGGGAAGGAGCACGGGGCCGAGUCGGGGCUGAGCCAGCGGGCACGGGCCGAGAGCUGGAGCCAGUGGUCGCUGCGGGGCGGGAUGGAGAGCCUGGCCGAGGCACUGGCGGCCUUUCUGCGCCCGCGCAGCGUCGAGCUGCACUGCCACGCGCCCCUGCGCCGUCUGCGCCGCUGCCCCGACGGCCGCUGGCAGCUCGUGCUGGCAGACGGCGCCGUGACGGCCGAGCAUGUGGUCAGCGCCCUCCCAGCUGCAGCCUUGGCGGAGGUGCUGCCAGACGAGGCCGAGCCGCUGGCACAGGAGCUGCGGCGCAUCCCGGCUGUGUCGGUGGCCGUGGUGAACCUGCAGUACGAGGGCGUCACGCUGCCCGUCACGGGCUUUGGGCACUUGGUGCCCUCCUCCGAGGAUGCCUCCCUCCUGGGCAUCGUCUACGACUCAGUGGCCUUCCCCCAGCACGACGGCACGGGAGCCGCCUCGGUGCGGCUGACGGUGAUGCUGGGAGGCGCCUGGUUCAAGCAGAGCUUCGGGGACCCGGCGGCAGCAGCUCCGGCACCGCUGCUGCAGCGGGCGCGGGCGGCCGUGCGGGAGCAGCUGGGCCUGGAGCCGGCCCCAACCCGCUCCAUCGUCAGGGUGCACCAGGCCUGCAUCCCCCAGUACACGCUGGGCCACUGGCAGCGUACAGAGCGCAUCAGCCACUUCCUGGCGGAGCAGCGGCUGCCCCUCAGCCUCGUCGGGGCCUCCUACACCGGCGUCUCCGUCAACGACUGCAUCGCCAGCGCCAAAGCGGCCGUCGAGCGGCUCCUGGGGCAGCCGUGCUGAGCCCCAGCGUCCCCCGCCCCCCCCCAGCAAUCCAGCAGCCACAGAGCUGUAGGACAAAGUGGGUUGUUUGUUUGUUUGUUUGUUUGUUUUUUUUUUUAUUGAAAAACCCUUACAAAGGCCCAGGGAGCAGCUCAUAAAUAGAAUAAAUAACCGUGCGCUGGCA
Tyto alba (common barn owl) is the source of this 1709-nucleotide messenger RNA. RefSeq names its product protoporphyrinogen oxidase-like. Gene Ontology annotation, biological process: heme biosynthetic process. The record is from RefSeq and is a predicted model, not a curated record. Gene Ontology annotation, cellular component: mitochondrial inner membrane. Gene Ontology annotation, molecular function: protoporphyrinogen oxidase activity, oxygen as acceptor. The transcript has 12 exons. Bases 107 to 1546 code for a protein of 479 amino acids. NCBI's taxonomy places the organism in Eukaryota, Metazoa, Chordata, Aves, Strigiformes, Tytonidae.